This is a messenger RNA of Camponotus floridanus (Florida carpenter ant), 8228 nucleotides long. RefSeq lists its product as uncharacterized. NCBI's taxonomy places the organism in Eukaryota, Metazoa, Arthropoda, Insecta, Hymenoptera, Formicidae. The record is from RefSeq and is a predicted model, not a curated record. The transcript is spliced from 6 exons. The coding region runs from base 582 to 2732 and encodes 716 amino acids.
GUCGCUCGUGGAAGAGAGCCGCAUAGGCCAGGUGUACACAGUGCCUAAGAGGCAGUCGGCCGACAUAGUUAUAUCUCCAGUGAGCGGGCUCGAGACGGUCUACGAGAGUCUCCCGCAUCACCAUCGCGAAUCGGCGUGCGUCUGUGAUUUCGUGGUGCUUACGCCAUGCGCGAUAAACAAAAGUAAUCGGUCUUCUCUUCGCCGGCUCUCUUUCUCUCUCUCUCUCUCUCUGUCUUCCUUGCUAUCUCUUUCUUUCUCUCUCGGCCGCGCCGACAGCUUAGCCCACGUUUGUGUGUACCGUUUCAGCAUAUUGUGCGCUAACGGCCACUUUCAAGUUCGCUCGCGCGCGCUUACCGACGCGAUUCCGUGAGAAAGGUGCCCGUGGAAUUCGCCUUCGCGCGGCGCACGAGUGUCAGGAUAAAGCGCCGCCGAAUUGCAAGCGUGCAACAUCGCACCAGCGGCAAAUCGCCGGCACUCGCCUCCCGCAAAAUUCGACAUUGAUACAUCGAACGUGCUCUCCCGGCCAGAUUACACACGUUCGCGACGUUAUUGCAUUUUGAGCGUCCAAACGAGGUGCGACAAUGACGAGACUGUACAAUCGUCGACAGCUUGUCGCGUUACUUUUGCUGCUGCAAGCCGUCUGGAGGUACGGACACGCGGUUUCCGCGGAAUCGACGCACGCGGCCGAACUGUCACCGCCAUCCGCAUCCGUGCCGUCCGGUCUCUCCGGCCCGGAUUACACCGGACCGUCCGCAGGUUCGGACGAAUGCGAUCCCGAGAUGGUUGGCUUCGAGCUGGUAACCGGCUACGUGUUCACCGCGCCCACAAACAUGCUCGAGUCCAUACCGGGCACGUUGAUGCUCACCGAUUGCCUCGAGACCUGUCAGGCAAACGACUCCUGUCAGGCGGUCAACUACGAGACGGGCUUAUGCGUCCUAUUCAGCUCUAACGCCGACAGCAAUCCAGGUGCACUAUCGCAAUCCCAGUUUCCCGUGUUCACGAUUUACGCCCAAAAGAGUUGCCUGGCGGUGAAGCCUUGCGAGCGCGCUUGGUGCAUCGAUAGAGUCCAGGGAUACCGUCUUCAGGGUCACGCACGCAGAACCAUGACCGCCUCCUCGAGGCAACACUGCCUCGAGCUCUGCCUCGGCGAGCGAGACUUUCUGUGUCGAUCUGCAAAUUAUGCCAACGCCACCAAGCAAUGCGAGCUUUCGGAUAUGGAUAGAUUGACGGUUGCCGGUUCAAAUGCCUUCCAGACAGCGAAAGGAGUGGAUUAUUUGGAAAAUCAUUGCGUGGAAGAGCCAGUGAAACUUUGCGAAUUCAAGAAACUGACAGGCCGAAUAUUGAAAACUGUGGACUCCGUUUAUCAGGAUGUCGGCACGUCCGAUGAAUGCCGAGAAUUGUGCCUGAAUUCGCCAUUCCGUUGCCAUUCUUAUGAUUACGGUGAUACUGGUGACAUGGUCUGCCGUCUCAGUCAUCAUACCCGUGCCACUCUCUCCGAUAUUCAGGAACCGUAUCUCGAUGUACCGGAAGCGUCCACGUACGAAUUGAGCUCCUGCUACAAUGUGACCAUCGAUUGCCGCGCCGGCGAUAUGGUGACCAGAAUUCAAACGAGCAAGCUCUUCUACGGCAAGGUGUACGCAAAGGGUUCGCCCAACUCGUGCGUGCAGGACAUCAAGGGUGCGCUCGAGUUUGAGCUGCGCAUGGCAUACGACGACCUCGAGUGUAACAUAAGGCAGCAAGGACUCGGCCGUUAUUUGAACGACGUGGUUAUCCAACAUCACGACACUAUCGUCACCAGUUCUGAUCUCGGACUGGCUGUGACCUGUCAGUACGACCUCACUAACAAGACCGUGUCUAAUGAAGUCGACCUCGGCGUGCACGGCGACAUCACGCCCGCGUUGUCGGAGGAGGUGAUCGUCGACUCACCGAACGUCGCCAUGAAGAUUACCGAUCGCAGCGGAAACGAGGCCAUCCCAUCGGCCGAAGUCGGCGACCCUCUGGCGCUCAAAUUCGAGAUCCUCGAUCCCAACAGCCCGUACGAGAUCUUCGUUCGUGAGCUAGUCGCCAUGGACGGUGUCGACUCGAGCGAAAUCGUUCUAAUUGAUUCCGACGGCUGCCCUACCGAUCACGUCAUCAUGGGACCACUUUACAAAUCGGCCACCACCGGCAAGAUACUGCUGUCGCAUUUCGAUGCCUUCAAGUUCCCGAGUUCGGAAGUGGUACAAUUUCGCGCUCUGGUCACUCCGUGUAUGCCGACCUGCGAGCCGGUGCAGUGCGAUCAGCAGGAGACGACUGGUGAGUUACGCUCGGUGAUCUCCUUCGGCAGACGCCGCCGUCGUCGUUCGACUGACGCCGCUUCCCAGAGCCGCGAGGACCUCCUUUUGGUGCAGUCUAUUCAGAUCACGGACAAGUUCGGCUUCGAGCGUGACGGUAAGUUAUCGAACGCCUCCGCGACGAGGGACACCGUUUUCAUCGAAAGCGAGGACAUAUCAUCGACGAUGGGCAUGUGCAUCAACCUGGGCGAGGCUAUCAUUGCCGGCACGAUCUUCCUUGUCGCCCAGAUUGCCAUCAUAGCGGCGUGGACCUUUACCUGGCAGCGACGCCGACAGAUGCUAAAGCAUCAGGAAGCGCUCUCGGUCUCCGUGUCCGUGCCUGGAAUGCAUUCCAUGCCGGGUCGCACCGACAGUCUUUGUAAGUUGUACGACGCCGGAUACUCCGGACGUCGCUUCUGAAUGGCUUCCCCUCUCAUCCGAUAUCAAUCGUCAAUCUCGUCUUCCUGCGUAAAAAUCGCUAUUACGAAUCUUGGGCUGACUCUUCGCACGUGAACGUGAGCUUUUUUCAACUCGUGUCCCGGAGAGACUCGCGCGCGUGUCACGGUUCUCGAAAGCGAUCAGCAGAUAACCACUUUCACACCUCUCACUUUAAAUCCCUCUCCGGAAUUCGGAUGAACGCUACUUUGCUAUAUAUAUAUAAAAUAUAUAUAUAUACAUCAAACUUCUCUAUGAGUGUACCGUGUUGCGAGAUUGCAGCCAAUAUACGUAGCUUUUAGUGGAGUAUGGCCUUUACCACCCACGCUUAUCUUGUAGUCGGGUGGAAGCUUUGCAGAAGCGUUCUACUAAUUCCAAUUAGAUUAGAUGGAUCACGGAGUCUGUUGAACGCAUCGGGUCGGAAGACCGAUCGUUUUGAUCAGAAACAAGAAAAUAAUCGCUACCCAUUCAUAUAUGAAUAUUUUUGCAUCCACAUAUCACUGCAUUAGAUACUCUAUUACAUACGCAUAUUCUUUUUUCUAUUUCUCCAACUUCAUUUCCUCGCAGUUAGCAGCAUAAGAAAACCGAUCAAUUUCGUGAUAUCACUUAAUCCAAGUUGUUUCCACGCUCAUCUUCCCGGACGGAACAACACAAUUAUACAUUCGCAUAUGCACACGUGCUGAUAAUAAUACCGGCGGAAUUGCCGAAUGGAAUAAUUAGCACAAUUGCGCUUGAUUACUUGCUAGCUGUCGCUUAUUGAGGCACAAAUAUCAGUGUUUCUCGAUCGGUAUUCCUAGCCAAGGUCGCGGCGUAACGAAUCGUACCGAAUGUAUCAUCAAUCUCGUCGUUCUGUCUUUGAAGCGGCCGGUUAUUUCGUGGAAGGAGCAAGACUGCAAUUACGAUCCGUACCGGCAACCUUUAAUUAACGUGACGUUCAAUGUCUAAGCGACCUUCGUGCGUAUGCGUAUCCCGGUUCAAGUCGUCGAAAGUCGAAGGGGACGUUUCUUAGAGGCAGAUUGAAUGGCCGCGAUACAAGGGAAAGGAGAAAAAAAGAAGAGGAAACGUCUCGUAAUAUCGCGCCGAUAUUUAAUCCGUAUCUGAUCGCGGACCGGCAUACCGAGAAUCACACGCCUCGCGCCGUGGCUAAAUCGAUUUCUUACGUUGUUCCGUGAUGAAAGUGGCGAUCUCGCCACACCUCUUCCGUCGAUAAGUAGUUGAUAAUGUAACGGCGCAAAAAUUCAGCCGCGAAGAGAGUAAUCGAUUUCGCGCGCGAAUUUGGUCGGUUUCUUGCGCCCGCGUGUAGACCAUCUCUUUCUUCUUCGCUACGGCUUGCCCUCACAAAGCGCUUUUACCGUCCCUUCUUUUCGCGAGGUGACGCGACGUGACGUGAUGCGAGACAUCUCUCAGCACACUACGGCUCUAUAGAUGACGGAAGCGGACAUGUACUCGCUGCGUCGGGUAGGCUACCGGUUCUGGCCUCUAAUUAGCAUUGGGAAUUGGGCAUAAUUAUGCAGAUGUGUAGGACAUCUACGGUACGGCGCGACGAGGAGAUCGGGCGACGAAUUAAGCACGGGGAUGAAAGAGGAAGAAGGGAUUGAGACGGAACGAGAAACGGUAGGAUCAAAACGUGCUGAGCUCGGUGAAGAGGGUAGAAGGUACGCGCGCAAAGGGGUUGGCGGAAGGUUAAUUGCCUCUUGUGGUGUCUCGGGGUUAAGCUAAGCUUGUGGGGGUAACACUUGAUGGGGUUGAGUCUAGCUUCCGGAGUAAAGGAGAGCGAGAGAGAGGAAGAGAGGGAGGACAGGAGAGGGGGAGAGAGAGAGCACAGAAUCACAUCAAGGAUAGCCAUCUCUCUAUACCGGAGCCACGUAACCUCGGUUUCUGACUUAACCUUAGCCAUAUCCCUUAUCCUUAGUCAUCUUGUGGCGGCCAGGUUAAUUUACAUCGUAACACGUGAGCUUAUCAAUCUAGAUUGACCCAUUAGAAUUGAAAGAAAGUAUCAAAAAUUGUUUCCUUGGUACGAGUGAAACAACAUUCCCCGUACUGGUUACGUAUUGAUAAGCAAUAGAAUAAUGCGCUCUAUUGGUUCGCAAUUUUAUCGACGGAUAGCUUGAGAAAAUUCUAAAGGACAAUGCCGCAACGAUAAUGUCAAACACAGAAAAAUCCAGUUCGUGACAGUUAUUCGUGACAUUUUUAUGUAACCUGUAAAUAAAAUGUAUUUUCCAAAUUUGCGUUAUUUUCGCGGCAAGUUAUAAAGAAAGAAAGAGAAAAAAAUAUCAGUUUUUAGGUGAUAUAAAAUAUUUCAAAGUUUCUAAUCAAAUAUGUAACAUACAGAUUGUCAAUUUAUAUUUUAAUGUCCGUGUAUAAUAUUUUAUAACAACGAUUGAAAUAAUUGAUUAAUUUUGACGUUCAGAUUUUAUCUUGCUUUAAAAUGUGUAAAAUGGAACGAAAAAAGGAUGAAAAUUAGCAUCGACAGUGCGUGUAAUACAUUAUAGAACAAAGAAAUACAAAUCGAAUAACUGUGCCAGCAGUGCCUUAUCGAUUUCACCAAAGCAUACAAGGCGGGCUCAGAGAGAUCGGAUUAAUUGAGAAACUUGAGGAUUAAAAUACACUCGUUAAGACAAACACGGGCCGUGAGAGAGACGAAAUGAAAGCUUCCAAUCGUUCUGAAGUGUUUGCAUUACAGUUAACCGAACUUUGAAUUGUUCUGAUGUUUGACGUUUACUUAUGGCAUGGUGAAGAUUCGCGUACCUCGAAUCCUGCUUUUAUUCAUACGCAUCGAAGCCGUUAUGUAUGCAAACAACGAUCGUGUUUGCUCGCAACAAAAUUUUAUCUAAUGCUAUCCAAUAAGUACUCGCUCCGUUAGAUUGUUCAAUAAUCGUGGAAUCAAUUUAGAAAAUUUCAACAAUUUUUCGACGCGAGCGAGACAAUUUCCACCGACACUUGUUUCCCAUCUAAUAAACCACGCGUUUGCCGCACGUGUAACUCACUAUUAACGUUUAGCGGUCACUAACGCAACGACAAUAGCCAAAAUUGAACGAAAAAGGAUGCGCAGGGACAGCAAUUGCGCGUAUGUUUUGUCCAUCUGGAAUUUCACUGCACGCUUUAAUUAUUGGAUCUAAUUGCCGUGGAUAUUGCUAGGCUUUGCCCGUAGUUGAGCGAGACCGCUGGAGCGUCGACACCGAACCAAAUGGAAUUUCGACCCUUAAAUCAAGCACUAUUGAUUCCGCGAAGCACGACGCGAGGCAACAAUCGAAAUGCAGAAAACAUAAGCGGGACCAAUGUUUUUCCGGUGUAUUUUCGCGAGGCGCGGUUUAAUUGCUUUCGCAUUAAGAACGUAAGGAGUACGCCGAUGUUCGUAUCGCUCUUACGCGGGCGCGACUUGAUCGAUAAUCUUCCUUUCCGCUUCGCUGCUGCUUCUACGCGCGACCCGCUUGAUAUAAGUAUAUAAAUACAAGUAAAUAUAAAUAUAUAAAAAUAUAAAUAUAAAUAUAUAUACACGUAUACAUAUACACGAUGAUAAACAUGCCAACGAAGGUGCCUACGCGUACAGUAAGUGAUGCGACACGCAUAUAACGCGACUUUAUCUAUCUUUUUGUCAUUUUUAUUUUUUUUCUUUUGAAAGAUAACCCUUGAAUUAUAUGGAUUUACAUUUAAGAAUUUUUGCGCUAACGCUGCAGUAGUAUAUCCAACCUGCUUGUGGUGAGAGGGUAGAGCCAAUUUUAUACAUGUUCGACGAUAUUUGUACGGACGCACAAUUUGAAACGUGGUGUUGCGCGCGCGAACGCGCGCACUGCGCUCAUGCGUGCGCGAAUGCGCUCGAGGCGCAAACGUGCGCGUGCGGUCGCUCCGCGCAACGCUUUUAGCGAUGUAAUUUCAACAACGUAUAUAUGAGCGUAUGGAGUGGCGCAAGAAAAAUCUGACAAUUCUUCGCCUCGCCUGCGAGAAGCGGUCUCCGACCGGAGACGCCGAGUGCGGAAAGAGAUCAAGUUGUCUCUGGUAUAAAAUACGGGAACUCGCUGGAAUAGAUCCUAAGUCAUUACUCUUCACAUGGGCGAAGAUGUGCAAGAUUUUCUCGCGCCACCUCGUAGACAACAAGCGUUUCGAGUAUAACACGAUAACGAAUGUGUGAGCACUUUUCAUCGACUUGAUCGAACUUUAUAUGCGCGACACGCGCGUCAUGCCCAUGUCGCUCUUGACGUUUGAUCCAACUCAAUGGAAACUGCCGAGUACGCGAAGAGUUGUAAGGACUAUCAUUAAUUAAUUAAUUGUCUUACAUUUAAUGCGUAUACGAUAAAAGGAGCAAUCAUGUUUCAUCAAUAUAAUAACAUAAUUAAGAUUAAGUUAACGCGCCCGCGGUCUUGGCGCUAUGAGAUCGAGACCGCGGAAGGCAAUUGCGCGAAGGAAAGAUAAUAUUGGGCUCGAGGACGAUCACUUCUCUCGAUGAUAUCAACGCGCCUGCAAUUCCGAAUGGCCGACUCGGGUAGCCGCGAGCAAUUCAACGCGGUCGGCGUCGUCGUCUGCGUUUCUGCGUACAAGUACCACUUGCUUCUUCUUCAUCUCCUUCUUCCGUCCAUUCCCCAUCCCCUCCGUCCCUAUCGUCCAUCUUAAUGAGGAUUAUGUUUAUGCCUCGUACUUUUUUUUUUUUUUUUUACCAAGAGUAUCCACGAGUUUGUAGAGAUGUCGGUGCUUGUCCUCGAGCCUGAGGUGCGCGCCUGCUCUGUCGUAAGCUCGGGAAGCUCGAGUCUGUUCUGUACCAUGACAAGCGUGUAUUUCUGCUUUUUCCGCGUCCUAUACAUCUUCCUUUCCACCCCCGCCAUUCAGCCCCCUAUUCCAUUCUUUCGUUUUCCCUUCCUCCCUGUCAUUCAUUCGCCUUCACCCCCCCCCCGAUCCUCCCGUCUCCUCUCCCCGUCCUCCCCCGCCCCCUGCUGCCGAGAGUGCGCGUCGCCUCUCGCAAAAUUAAACCAUUUUCAUUGGUGAACACAUACGUCACGUACAGAACUUACCCGACGAUCGCGAGCGUCCUUAUAUGUUAUAUCCGCGCACCAGCAUUAAUCGCUUAUUUAUUUUUUACGUUAACGUAUAUUGCCCUUCAAGAAUACUCGUACCCUAUCACGCCUAUUUUUUUUCCCCUGCCCAUACACGACCGGCAUACUAACUACCGUUUUAAUAAUACACCCGUCACACCAGCCACGCACUCAAACUGCUAUGUAAUUUAACGAAUCACUUUGCUGACGUUAAACGUAAUGCGUGCGUGUUUCUAAUUAAUUUCCAUUUUUUUCUACAUUAUCAAGACGUAUCUUUCUCCGAACGUCGUAUAUGUCAGUACCGUAACACACACGUUGUACAUAGCAUAUAUGGUACAGAGAAAAUAAACUCAUUUUAUAACGAAAAUCGUUGUUUUCUUUCACGUAUGGAGCCUCGUCCUUCAUGUGCAACUUUCCGCUAGGAUAUAAGGUACAACGUUGGAUUCCACCGACACUA